AUGGCAUUUAUAAUUAAAACCGUUAAAACUCUGAGAAAUAAUUGGAAAAAGUCCACGUUCUUCGCUGUCGUGCUGACAUGGGGCGGAAAUUACACGAAAAACUACUUUGAUACGCAGGCGUUAAUGACGGCGUACUGCGCAGAAGCGGCGCGUCACGGUCACCAAACGAUCCCAGUGACCACCGACCCACGAAAAGUGACCGUUAUCUUGAACCCGAGCGCUAAUAAGCGAACUGCGCAGGCGGACUUCGAUAGCUACUGCGCCCCCCUACUCCAUCUAGCGGGAAUCAACGUCGAAGUCGUCCGUACCGAGUCGGAAGGCCACGCGAAACGACUGAUGGAGACUUUAAAUGGGGCCGAGGCUGUCGUAGUAGCCGGCGGCGACGGAACUUUGUCCGAGGUUGUUACGGGUUUAAUGCGACGGACAAAUGAAAACGCCCCAAUCCCUGUCGGGAUUCUGCCGUUGGGCAAAAACAAUUCGAUUGGUCGCAGCCUGUUUCCAGGUUUAGAAAAAGUGACGUCAUUGGCCGAAGCUACUAUGGCGGUGAUCGAGGAAUUCACAAAACAAAUGGACGUGAUGAGGAUCGAAAUAUUAAACGACGGCGAAGAGAAAAGGGCUGUUUACGCAGUCAGCGGGAUCAAGUGGGGCGCCUACCGAGACGCGGAAGUCAAAAAAGACAGCUACUGGUAUUUUGGUGGGCUUAAAAAGUACGCCACCUAUAUUUUUAAUGGACUCAAAUCUAGCUUGUCUUGGAAUUGCGAAGCUCAGCUCUUGUAUAGUCCACCUUGUACAGGGUGCACCAACUGUCACAAAAAACAACCCCAUAUUCAACAGUCAAAGUGGUUUCAGCGUUUCAUCAAAGACCAACAGACGCAACCAUCAUUGAUAGAUAACCCUGAGUGCAGCCAACAGCUGGAAAAAAAAAUCUCCACGUCAGAUUUGACAUUGUUCACAUCAAACGUCAUUCCAAGUAGCAUCCAAGACAGCCGAUUGCCGCAUAUGAAUCUUUCCAUUGGUCCAGGUAAUGUGGACUAUGUCAAUUUUGUAAAGCAGGGCUGGAGGUUUGAGCACGGCGAGAAGCGCGAGGUUAGUGAAUCAAUUGAGGCAAGGACAAUCGAAAUCAAUCCGGAAAAUUUACCAGACAAGGAAAUUUGGUUUUCCAUUGACAAUGAGGAUUACGAAGUGAAACCCAUUAGGGUUACGUUGUUGCCAAAUGUACUAAAAAUGUAUUAUAGAAAAAAAUAA
Molecule: messenger RNA, 1245 nt
Organism: Ceutorhynchus assimilis (cabbage seed weevil)
Lineage: Eukaryota; Metazoa; Arthropoda; Insecta; Coleoptera; Curculionidae
Source: the annotation of a GenBank genome assembly